Messenger RNA from Kwoniella mangroviensis CBS 8507, 723 nucleotides. RefSeq lists its product as uncharacterized. The coding region runs from base 1 to 723 and encodes 240 amino acids. The record is from RefSeq and is a predicted model, not a curated record. The transcript has a single exon. NCBI's taxonomy places the organism in Eukaryota, Fungi, Basidiomycota, Tremellomycetes, Tremellales, Cryptococcaceae.
AUGUACUCGUUCCGUGAACCACCCAAAGCACCUCGUUCGUCUAUGGUACCGGAAACACCACCUGAUCCACGAAAGCCAAGUACAAUUCGGACAUUAUCCUCAUCCAACAAACGACCUCGAACGGAUCGCAGUCCUCCUCCAACCCCACCUCUUACCGCAUGUGCCGACCUCACUCUUCAAAAUCCUUUUAUCGAUAAGACCGAGAAUGUCGACGUCAAUCGUUAUGAUAAAAUCGAGCAUGAUCUAAAUUCACUCUUAAAUAUGAGAUACGAGAACGACGAAGAAUACCAAAGGUUGUAUCUUCUUGCUAAAAAAGCUGUCAGUGAGAAGGAGAGAUACAUAGCAGAGAGAUCAUCUACGAAAAGACAAUGUCUGGAGAGCAUCAACGAGAGUUUCAAAUGCUUGAAGAAGGCAUACGAUUCGGUAAUGGUAGAGCUAGUGAAUGAACGAAUAUCAAAUGAAUCGAUCCAAGUGGAACUGAAAAGGUCGCUGGAGUAUACGGACAAGUUAAAGAGUGAAAAUGACCGUUUGAAAGAACAGGUAAAACGAUUUAAGAAGAUAAACGAGGAUCAAAGGAAAGAAUAUGACAUGAGGAUGCAUGAUGGGUUGAAAGACAGGAGUAAUCUUGCAAAAGACAAAGCUAAUCUGGAUGAGGAGAGGUUGAAGUUGGAAGGCCAGGUCCAUAGGUUGAGGAUGGAACUGGAAAGAGGGAGAACAAGAUAA